Molecule: messenger RNA, 2276 nt
Organism: Naegleria gruberi
Lineage: Eukaryota; Heterolobosea; Eutetramitea; Acrasida; Naegleriidae
Product: fimbrin
Exons: 3
Coding region: 1-2250 (749 amino acids)
Biological process (GO): actin filament bundle assembly; actin filament network formation
Cellular component (GO): actin filament bundle; cytoplasm; actin filament
Molecular function (GO): actin filament binding
Source: RefSeq, a predicted model, not a curated record
AUGUGUGCUUUCUAUAGGAUAGCUUUUCAAUUAAAUUUGUUCACUGAAAUGAUUAAUGGAUCACCUAAUCAUUUAAUCAACGGAGGCCAUCGUCCAAGACAAUCCGUCAUUAAAUCCCACACUGCUCAUGGUAGCACCAUGACCAUCACCCGUUCAGAGAAACGUUGUUUUAUUCGAUACGUGAAUACUGUCAUGUCACAAGCAAUUCAAAAAUUCACCGAAGAAAAGAACAAGAUGAUUGAAAAUGGUUCUUGGAAUUUCAUAACGAGCACUUUACAACAACAAGCAGAGGAAAGAAAUGGUGAGAAUGGUGAAAUUUUAUCUCCUAGAAGUGGUGGUGCUGGUGGUGGUGGUAGAAGACAACGAAAUGUUUUGGCAAAUUUGGGAGAUUUGGCUGUGAUUGAAUAUUGGAAACCAUUGGAAGUGGUUGGUGCGGAAGAAUUGGAACAAAAUGUUGAGAUUUUUGAUCGUUUGCAAGAUGGUUUGGUGUUUUUGCACUUGAUUGAAAAGAUUCAAAGUGGUUUGAUUGACUGGAAUAAGGUUAAUAAGAGAAGUAUUAUUGCACCUUUGGACGAAAUUUCAAAAUUCCAAAAGAUUGAAAAUCAAGCAAUAGUUAUUGAUCUAUCUGGAUCUGUUGGUUGUCAAAUUGUUGGAAUUGGUCCAAGUGAAUUGGCAGAAAAAUCACCACAACCAUUAUUGGCUUUAUUAUGGCAACUUAUUAGACAAGAUGUCACCAAACGUUUGAAUGUUAUGCAUUCUCUCAGAUUAAUUGCUCUCAAGGAAGAGCACGAAAGUGUAGUUGACUUUAUGAAAUUACCAGCUCAACAAUUAUUAACACGUUUUGUGAAUUACAAUUUGAAACAAACCAAAUCAAAGAAGGUUGUUGUAAACUUUUCAGAGGAUUGGAAAGAUGGUGAAGCAUUCUGUUAUCUCAUUAAGAACAUUGUUGAUAUUAAUAAUAGAUUCAAUGGAAAGAGAGUUUCAUCUAAUGGUGAAGACGACGACGAAGAUGAAGCAAAGGAAAAUGAUUCACAAAAACAAUUCACCGAUGAACAAAUUGAAGAAAUUUUGGCCAUUGAAGAUAAGGAAGAAAGAUCAAAGAGAAUUAUUGCUACCGUUAAUGAGCUUGGUUUGAAUCCAAAUAUGGUUCAUAUUGAAGCUGAAGAUAUUCACACUGGUGUCAAUACAUUGAUCAUGACCAUGGUCAGUAGUUUGUUCAAUGCUACCAAUUUGAAUGGUUUGCAAAGUGAUUUGACUGAAGAUGCAGAAAAGAUGACUCAAUUGAGAAGAGAAAUUCUUGACAACUUUUUGAUCAUGAUGAAGGAUGAUAUGCCAGAAAUUAACAAGCCAGAAAUGAAGGUCUUUUUGGAAUUGGUUAAAAAACUAUCAGAUGUCAAUAUUAAGGAAAUUGAAGAAAAGAUUGUCGAACAAAAAGUUCACAAAUACAAGGUUGAAGCCAGAAAGCUCAAGAAACAAGCUUACGUUCAAUACAAUCUCUCUGAGCAAUACAAGAGGAGAAUUGAGGAAUUGGAAAAGAUCAUUGCUGACCAAAAAGUCACCAUUCAAGAAAAGGAAAAGAUCAUUGCUGAUAAAAACGAAAUCAUUUCCGAGAAAGACAAGAAGAAUCAAGAACAAGCUGAUCGUAUCAAGGAAUUGGAAGAAGAACUCAGACGUGUUAAUGAUUCUAGAAAGGAUGAUUUGAAGGUUUUAGGUGCUGAAGAUUUCCUCAACAGUGAAAAUAUCACAGCUGAAGAAAUUAGAAAGAAGACAAGUCAAAAGAUUGAAGAAUUGGUUAAGCGUGUCAAAGUUCUCAAGGAAACUCUUAUUCAAACAAGAAAGGAUCUUAACUAUGGUAUGACUUUGAGCUCUGCAGAUGCCGAAACUAAACUUGCUGAAUUUAGAUUUGGUCAAUUAACAGCUGAAAGAUUAACAACCGAAUUCAAACCAACAUUUGUUGGUAUGGUCGAAAAGAGAGGUAGAUUGAAGAAGAAUUGGAAGAAGAGAUACUUUAUUCUUCUCAACAAUUACAUCUUUUAUUUCACUAAAGAGAAGGGAGGAGCCUUGAAAGGAUUCCUUCGUAUUGAAGAAUGUGAAAUUGAUCGUGAAGAGGAAGAAAACAAGAAAGGUUUUGUUUUCCAUAUCAAAACUAUGGGCAGAGUUCUGAGUUGUAGAACUGAAAGUUAUGAAGUUAGAGAAGAAUGGAUCAAGUGGAUCUAUGAAAAUUCCAGAAUUAUCUUACAAAAUGAAUAAAUAUCUUGGUAGACACAUUUGUCAAA